UUUUACCCACUAUAAGUAAUGUUUUGACCUUCGAAAUGUACGUUGCUAUUUCACUUCCGUCAAACUUAUUCGCACAGUGCCGAAGGCCAUGGCGCCUUUCCAGCCUCCGUUGCGACUUCUGCUCCUCCCACUUCACAAACCUCGCUUCCUCGCCCUCCUCAUCCUCCCACUUAUUGUCCUACUGUAUAAGAACCAACUCUCAAACCCACCAACGCUAAAAGCUAAAGUCAAAGAGGCUCAUCAAGGUGGUUCAUGGGAAGCACUAACGGAUGUGGACGACGAUUGGGGUACCCACGAGGGCAUUUGGGGAGGUGAUAUAAAAGAUUGGUUUGGCUGGAAGGACAAGGGCCGAACGUCUAUCCUUAUUACCGGUGGUGCUGGUCAGCUUGGUCAGGCUCUUAUACCACAGUUAAUCAACAAUUAUACUGUCCACGUUCAAGAUAUUGUUCCUCGCCCUCCCUCUCUGCCCAGUUCAAUCAUUUAUCACCGUUCGAGCAGCACCCCUCCUGCUGAGGCUUACAAAUCGAUCUUCGCCUCGAAUACUUUUGAUGGUGUCAUACAUCUCGCAGGCAUAUCUUUAGAUGUCUGGUGCGCAGCCAAGGAGGACGAGUGCCAUGAAGUCAACGUUGGGGGGACAAAAGCGUUGAUGAAUGAGGUCAUUGCAGUUAACAACAAGCAGUUCAAGAGAGGAAAAAUGUGGAAAAAUGUUCGAGUGCCAUGGGUAAUCUUGGGAUCGACAAUGGAGGUAUUUGGGCCUGAGGGGACCAAUGAGGAUUCUCCCAAACAUCCAGCCUCUGCUCUCGGAAGAACGAAGAUGGAGGCCGAACAAGUCUUCGAAGAGGCGAUUUUGGACAGCCCAGAUGAAGAAGGUAUUCGAGGAUUAAUUCUUCGUUUCCCCGAGGUAUACGGUUAUCAUUCUGCCUCCUCAAUUCCAGAGGCAUUCAUCCCUUCCCUCCUCACUAACUCACUUACCUUUCUUCCUAUUCAGUACUCUUCAAACCAAAUCCCUUAUGACUUACUUCACGCGGAAGACGCCAUAAUUGGUUUUGUCAAAGCUAUCUCUUACAUCAAAGGAACUCCGAGUGGUGAUGUGUCCACCAUCAACUUGAUAUCUGGACAACGCACACCAGAAAGAGAUAUCGUCGAGCUUGUACGCAAAGAAACAACUUCUAUGUCUCCAGUCCGGGAUAUCGGGGAUAAUCGCAAUCCCAACGCACAUGAAUAUUUUCCCGCAAAAGCUGCCGAGAUACUCGAUUGGCGAGCCGAGAUUACACCCCCUGUCGGUCUGGGCAAGGCCAUUACCCAAUUGACAGGGGACAUCUCCACUUAUUUCCGCUCCUAUUUACACGAGCAUUGCCCACCUUCAGCAGAUUUUCCAGCUCCUGAUGGUGAUUUUGCUGUGCCUUUCAUCGAGGACGAGCGUAAUAAACCUCUAUGGAAAUUAGAUGGCUGUACAGUGAACCUUGGCUUCAACCACGAAGGAUGGCUUCAUCAUUUGAAAUGUCAUGACGGAAAACAUUGCAACGUGGACGAUGUCAAGGUGACUGCUUUGAAUUGGAACCAGAGCACGUUUAUCAUCGAGAAAGUGGAGAAGAAGAAGAGAGAAAGGAUCGUGAGGGUUAUGUUAAAAGAGCAAAACGGAAUGGGAUACCUAGGAAUGACACAGACAGAGGGCGAGGUUGGGCUUGAGCUUUACAAGGAUCCCAAGGAAGGCCAAACGGUGUUCGACCUGGAGGUCCGUCGGGAUUCUUCAGACCUGAGACUUCUAGUGCCCGACUCGGAAAUGCAGCUCCAUGCCGUUUCUAAUAAGACCGAUGGCUCGACAUGGUUCACUGUAGAGCCGAUUACUCGAUGGGUGGAUCCUCACUUUGAUAUGCGUAUCAACGUUCUCUGCUGUCCAUUUGAAGGUGACUGGCCGUUGCUCUUGGAUGAUUAUGAGUCUGCUGAUGUUCGAUUCGGUUCUACUGGCGAGAUCCCUUUUGACUCCACACGUCGUUCACAUCUCUGUACCAGAGCCGAGCAAGCUGUUCGAUACAACUUCAAGCAUCUAUCCACAGCUCGUCAAGCUGUUAGUAAAGUCACGGGCACCGCCGGCCACGCCUUUUUCAACGAGACUGGUCCCAAGACAGACCCCCAUCCUCAUGCUUGGGCUCUCAAAGAUCUUCCUCCUUGUUGGAACGACUGUGAAAGCCCGACGGUGUGUGUACAGACCGGGAACUGCAAAUGUGUACAAGCGGAUCACUGCAAACCUCGACGGGAGAAUCCUUUGCUCAAAAUCUAUCCUUCCAACUCGCUUCACCCUGAUGAAAACAAAUCGCCUGUUGGCUGUCUUGAUGGUCAUUCUUCUGUACUUACCCAUGCUGUGGAAGCCGUGGAUUGGAAAGAUGUUCUCCUUCCUGCAGCUCGAGCAGCCCUCGAAGCCCACCCGGACUUUGUCAAAGUUCAUGUUGCCGAUGGGUACAAGGGUCAAGAAGAGAUAGAGGCAGCACCCUGUCAUAGGCUCCAGGAAACGAAUUGCUUCUCGGCUGAUAGCAUAAUGUACAAGUCGCUCCGUCACAUCUCCGUCCCUGCUGACGAGGCGGAAUUGGUGGUACUCCCUGUCUACCAGCAAUGUACAGGCGUUCAAUUCCUGCUUCAUGAUGCAAUGCAGCAUGCUUCAGAGACGAUACCGGGAGUGAAAAACGAGGAGAAGACGGUGGCGCUCGUCCUGACUCACGACUGGGGAAUCUGUAUUGAUUCUGUAUGGGAUAUUUGGUCUGCUAGGGAUCAACACGCCUUCCACCCCGAUAGGAUUCUUAACAAUGUUCUCGUUUGGUCCGUCAUGGGCGACUACGACUCUCCAUGCUACCGUCCUCAUCAGGAUGUAGUCGUUCCGGCUCGAACAUGUCACACAAAUACUCUUCGUGCAACAUUCUCGAAUGUCGGAUCUAUCAAGCCCAUGAGAGAACGCUUGAAUCUCCUUACAUGGUCGGGGACGUACGAGGUGGCGGGGAAGAGUGAACGUAUUCGUUUGACGUGCGGUAGAGGAGGAGCGGGCGAUAGAGAACUGAUCAAGGGAGGUGGGAAGCAAAGCAAUUUCGCAAAUGGGGAUUAUAUGAAUGAUCUCAAUAACGCGAGGUUCUGCCCUCAGCCUCGAGGUAUCACCGGCUGGUCUCCUCAAACAAACGAUGCCAUAUAUGCCGGUUGUAUUCCCGUCUUCAUCUCUGAAGGCACCCACUAUCCCUUUGCUGAUUUCUUGGACUGGUCCAAGUUGUCUGUCCGGGUUGCACCCACAGAACUGGACAAAAUUGAAAAGAUCCUUGCCGCCAUCCCUCUUAGCAAGGUGGAAGAGCUGCAAGCCAAUUUGGUCAGCAUGAGAGAAGCGUUUUUGUACUCUGGCGAUGAAAAGCCCGAGGAGGAGUUGGAAAGAAGAGGACCAAUGUUCUUUGCGCUGCAUGAGGCGGGGAUGAGGAUCAGAACUCGAUACCCGGUCAAAGAAGAAGAGUAACGUUUAUGAGGAUUGACGAGGUCUGUCUGUUGUAAACAUUAGGGUAUAAUAGAGAGUAGUAAUGGCGAUAUUUAUAGAGUCGUCUACUACCAGUGCUAUAGUCGUUUCUUCUCCAAAAGGAUCCACUUCACACUA
Molecule: messenger RNA, 3622 nt
Organism: Cryptococcus deneoformans JEC21
Lineage: Eukaryota; Fungi; Basidiomycota; Tremellomycetes; Tremellales; Cryptococcaceae
Exons: 6
Coding region: 89-3487 (1132 amino acids)
Molecular function (GO): glycosyltransferase activity
Source: RefSeq, a predicted model, not a curated record